UUUUCCUUUUCUUGGUAAAAUGUUAGAGGUUCCAAGAUGGAGGACUGUUGCUGACGAGAAAUUGAUCGCAUAGAUCUGAAAGUUUGAUCAUUUUGUUUCUGUGUGGAGACCAACAAUGUUUUAUUUGAAGUAGUUGUCUAAAGCUAAUAGGCGUACAAAGAUGGCACAACACGAAGGACUGUUGAAAUCCUAUUUGUCCAAGUACAAACACCCUGUGGACACAAAGACAGAAAUCAUCAAUACCAUCAAAGCAUACAGAGAUUUAAGACCCAGUCUUGAACCAUUUGUGUUCAAUGAUGGCACCCAGAGGGAGCUGGUUCACCUGGAAGGGACAAUACCUGUGAACUAUCGGGGGAAUGUGUACAACAUUCCAAUCUCCAUUUGGGUGUUGGACACACACCCGUACAACCCGCCUAUGGUGUUUGUCAAACCGACAGCUUCCAUGCAGAUCAAACCUGGCCAGUAUGUCGACGCCAACGGCAAAGUGGACAUGCCUGUUAUCAGAGACUGGAGACAUCCAACCUCUGAUCUCUUGGGAUUGGUGCAGAUUCUGACCUUCACCUUUGGCGAAGAAUGCCCGGUAUUUUCCAGGUCGGCCAAUCAAAGGUCUUCUAAUCAGCCUUUGACCUAUCCCGGCCAAACACCGUAUCCCAGCAAUCCAGCAGGUGGAAUGCCUAUGCCGGGGAUGCCGCCCUACCCACCAGCGGGCGGCGUGGGAGGCCCCAGCUACCCCGGGUACCCGCCCUACUCCACACCCAGCAGCUACCCGAGCGGGGGCGGCGGAGGCAACCCCCCGUACCCAGCUUACCCGCCCACCUCGCAGAACAACUCGUACCCCCCGGUGUACCCCCCGGCCUCCGCCAACACCCCCUACCCCAGCCACAUGCCAUCGCAACAGCCGCCGGGGCCGCCCUAUCCUGGCUCAGGGGGGGGCUACCCACCCUCCCAGUACCAGGCUCAGCCUCCCUACCCGACCGCUAACAACGUUGGCAACAGCAACGGCCUGUCCCAACUGACCCCGGGCGGCACUGUAACGGAAGACGACAUCCGUGCCUCCCUCCUGUCUGCCGUAGAGGACAAGAUGAAGAGAAGAUUACGGGAGACGUUUGCCCAAGCUCAGGCUGAGAUGGAUGUACUGACAAAGACGCAGAAAGAUUUGACUCAAGGCAAGCAGAAGCUAGAGACCAUUAUCUCUGAUCUGGAAAAAGAGAAGAAUGAAAUUGACCGUAAUAUACGCUUGCUGAGAGAGAAGGACACGGAAGUGAAAGAGGCGGUGCAGAAGAUGGAAAGCAAUGAAGAGGUGGACAUUGAUGAAGCUGUGGUCACCACAACACCUUUGUACAGACAGUUAGUGGAUGCCUUUGCUGAAGAGCAAGCAAUAGAAGAUGCUAUUUAUUACCUGGGGGAAGGUCUGAGGAAAAAUGUGAUUGAACUGGAAUCGUUCUUAAAGCGGGUGCGAGAAUUAUCUCGAAAACAGUUUAUUCUUCGAGCCACUAUCCAGAAGUGUCGUGAAAAGGCCGGACUGCCGCCACUGGUGUGAUGGAGCUGCUCUCUCUCUCUUCCUCUCUCUCUCUCUCUCGUCUUUUCGGUCACUCUGUCGCUUCGGAUCCCCGUUAUUGUAACAACACGUUACUGCUUUUGCUACAACUACUAGUCGCACCUGUGUUCCAGUCUUUCUCUUUCUCCUUGUUUUGCCGCUUGGCCAGUCUGUCAUUUUUUUUUUCUCUCUGACUUUUUCUCUUUUUUUAACCUGCCUUUUGCU
This is a messenger RNA of Aplysia californica (California sea hare), 1762 nucleotides long. RefSeq names its product tumor susceptibility gene 101 protein. Gene Ontology annotation, biological process: protein modification process; protein transport; endosome to lysosome transport. Gene Ontology annotation, molecular function: ubiquitin binding. The coding region runs from base 161 to 1540 and encodes 459 amino acids. NCBI's taxonomy places the organism in Eukaryota, Metazoa, Mollusca, Gastropoda, Aplysiida, Aplysiidae. The record is from RefSeq and is a predicted model, not a curated record. Gene Ontology annotation, cellular component: ESCRT I complex. The transcript has 11 exons.